Messenger RNA from Caenorhabditis sp. 36 PRJEB53466, 509 nucleotides. The record is from the annotation of a GenBank genome assembly. Lineage: Eukaryota; Metazoa; Nematoda; Chromadorea; Rhabditida; Rhabditidae.
AUGGAGGGCGCGUGGAGUGUGUUCAAGUCAACCGCCACUCCGAUUCUUCUCGGACCGAAGAAGUUCAGCGAGAUGUGUCGGGAGAAGCAGAACGAGGCAAUCAGUGAGUUUCUGAAUAUAUUUGUUAUUGCUCUACUGUUAAGGAGACGCAUCAUUCCGAGUCGUUCUUCUCUUUCUCUUCCCCUACUUCUUCACAAUGCUAUUCUCGUUUGCAGUAGGAGUGUGAGUGCUUCUUCUAUUGUUUCGUUUUUCACUUUUCCAAUUGCUUAGAAGUUCCGGAAUGCUCAUCAACGAAGUGAUUGUUCGAAGUCUCGGCUCCGAGGGUAAAUUCUACAAUCGUCGACGACCUGUAAAGUGUCAUUCAUUCAGAAAAGCAUAAAACAUUACGUCGGUACACGGUUGUCCUCGGCGGUUCUGCUCUUUUCGCAACCACUGCUCUUUGCUCUCUUCAUCACGUCAUCACGCCGUUCUUCAAGUUUCUGUGCCUAGGAUUUCGAUGGUUUAUGUAA